Apis florea (little honeybee) is the source of this 2255-nucleotide messenger RNA. It is a transcript of the gene DIP-lambda, whose product is annotated as Dpr-interacting protein lambda. Lineage: Eukaryota; Metazoa; Arthropoda; Insecta; Hymenoptera; Apidae. The record is from RefSeq and is a predicted model, not a curated record. Gene Ontology annotation, cellular component: neuron projection.
AUUGAUGGUAAUUAUUUUUCGAGGCGUAGAUACCGAGGCUUUAAUGCGAAAGACGAGGAAACUUGCUCGUCAUUGUUCAUCGUGGUGUAAAGCCGCGUGCCACAACACGAGGGCGAAACUUAAUUCUUGUCACCGUUCGGGAGCGACAUUUCUGUUGGUGACAUCCUAAGGGUAGUGUGUCGAGCAACGUUGUUCAGGCAUUCUUUAACUGGUUUUGAAUCUUUCUCGGAAACUUUUCAGUUAGCUCUGUCGGAAAAGGACUCUCCCGAAGUUCGUCAAGCUGGAACGAGGGCAUUACCGAUCGUCGAGUAACGUGCCAAACUGUCGUCGCAAAAGUGAUUGAUUCUCUGAUGGCAGCACGGAAACUUGCAGCCCUCUUCACCGCAGUUCUGCAUCUUUGUUUAUGUCAAAUAACUCCAGAACCGUUGCCAGAAUUUUUAGCACCUUUGGAGAAUCACACGGUGAUCCAGGGCCGUGACAUCUUCUUCACUUGUGUCGUGAAUAAUCUACAUUCGUACAAGGUGGCUUGGAUGAAGUCAGAUUCUCGAGCAAUUUUGGCAAUACAUACACAUUUAAUAGCGCAUAAUCCAAGACUCUCGGUUACUCAUAAUGGACAUAACACGUGGAAAUUGCACGUAUCGAAUGUUCAAAAAAAUGAUUCCGGUGCUUACAUGUGCCAAAUCAACACGGAGCCUAUGCGAAGUCAGAACGGAUAUGUGGAAGUGGUGAUACCACCGGAUAUAAUAGACGAUAAAUCUGCCGAAGGUAUGGUAACUCACGAAGGUGGUGAUAAGUUAAAAUGCGUUGCAACCGGUUCACCGGAACCUAUCGUCACAUGGAAACGAGAAGAUGGACGGAAUAUCAUUCUUCGAGAAGAUGGGCAAAAACAAUCAUUAAAAACUUACGUAGGUGAAACUUUAGAAUUAACUGGAGUUCUUCGACAAGAAAUGGGCACAUAUCUUUGCAUAGCCAGCAACAAUGUACCUCCAACAGUCAGCAAACGUUACUCUGUACAAGUUCACUUUUCACCUGUUAUAAAAGUAACAAAUCAGUUAGUAGCAGCGCCAAUCAACAGUGAUGUUGUUCUUCAAUGCCACGUUGAAGCUUCCCCACAAGCACUGAAUACUUGGCAUCAAAAUACAGGUGAAAAAUUACUUCCCAGUGAAAAAUAUACAAUGUCGGAAUAUGCAUUGAACGAAUAUUCUUGGCAAAUGAAUCUUACCGUUAAUUCUUUAGAGAAAAAAGAUUUUGGAGAGUAUGUUUGCUCAUCCGUAAAUGCUCUUGGAAAAGCUGAUGGCAUUGUUCGUUUACAAGAAUUACAUCUUGUUGCAAAAACAACACCUGGCCCUUUCAUAAAAAUGACCGAUCUGAAACCUCGAAAGAAACUUAUAUCGAAAGGGAAAAAAAAGAGUAGUAAUAACAACGGCAGGAGGAUGCAUAUAGGAGGUUUCGAAGAAUUUGAUUCUCAUGGACACGAUGAAGAUCUUAGUACUACGCAAAUUAUGGCCGGUAGUACGCUUCAAGAAGGCCAUAGAACAGAAAGGCCAUUGAUAUCGCCAUCGCUACCUCCACCUUGGUUAAAUAUUAACACUGCCAAUUCGAGGAAUUGUUUGGAACAGAUCACGCUAUUUUUAUUAAUCAUAAGUAUGAUAUUUAUACUUUAAAAUAUGCGUUAUUGAAAGAAAGAAAUGUAACAACGAAAUUAAUAUUGACAAAGAAUUAAAACGAUUCGGGAAUAAAGUAGGAAAUAAUAAUUAUAUUUGAUUAAUUUCUAUACAACUAGAAGAAUUUUUUUAUAUUAAAAUAAGAAAUGUGUGGUUGCUUUUUGUGACAAAGACGAACAAUUUAAUAAUUUAUAUUUAUUUAAUUAUUAUAUUUAUUUGCGACUAUUCGAGACAAAUUUGGAAUUCGUUUAUACAAUUUGAGAAUUUCUUAUAAUUAUCGUUAUAAGUUUGAUAUUUUGAUUAAAUCUUUAAUAAUUCUUUUCCGUAAAUCAUUAUCUUAAGAACGAUAAUAUAUUAAUACAAAGAGCAAGGUUUAACGUAUCUUAAUAAGUUAAACUUAUAAGCUUUAAAAUGUUCCCGAUCGUUUAAAAAAAGUCAUUGAUUAAAUGAUAGUAAUUAAUUGCUUUAUAAAAGUGAUUAGUCACCAACGUUUACAAUAAAAUUAAAGUUUAGAAAGAACAGUCAAUGAAGAUUUAAUUCUUAUGGAGACAAAAAAAAUAAUAGGUCUUCCUUCAUUUGACGAAACAAAGA